Molecule: messenger RNA, 6470 nt
Organism: Macrobrachium nipponense
Lineage: Eukaryota; Metazoa; Arthropoda; Malacostraca; Decapoda; Palaemonidae
Product: zinc finger protein 501-like
Exons: 3
Coding region: 335-1648 (437 amino acids)
Source: RefSeq, a predicted model, not a curated record
CUACUAUGUAAACAAAUCGUCGUUUGUGGAGACCGGACUCUGUCGGCACAAAGUUAGUCAUAGAUAUCAUGAAUUUCCACCGGAUAUAAUUGACUGAAUGAUCGAAUCGAAGGUAAACCAAUGUAAAUCAACGAUUGGAGUUUAAUUCAUAACUUGUGAUGCACCAAAUGCAGAAUUCUUAAGUUGAAGUAAUCAUAAAAAAGGAAGGGUAUUUCUUGGUCAUGUUGGGAACCAUUUAGGACUGGUGUCCAUUUGAUUUUUCUAGUAUUCCAAACAGAGGAAACUUUCUUCAGAUCCUAACUGGGAUUGAGUAUUGUACAUAGAACAUCCUGUGAUGAUGGAAGCUGAAAAAUCAUCAUCAUUGCUGCUGUUCAUCAAAGAAGAGGAGGAGACUUUGGAGGAAGGUCUAACUGAAAACACAGGGGAAGGCUCUUCAUUUAUAGACCUCUUCUUAGAAAUCAAGGCAGAACCAGAAUUUUUUGACUAUGAUGAAUUUGAUGUGAACUGUUCAUCCCAGUCUAUUAAGUAUGAAGACAGUUCUCCAAGAUGUGAUGAUGAAAGUAGAAGGAAGGUCUGUAUUGCAGAAGAAAAUAGAUGUGUGGGUAAAAGAGAUGCAUCUCCAAAGAGAAGUAAUACAGCAGGGAAGGAAAUAACUUGUGCCGAAUGCCAAAAGACAUUUUCACACAUGUGCCACCUGAAAUCCCACAUGAGAAUUCAUACAGGUGAGAAACCAUAUGUAUGCUCUACAUGUCAAAGAAGUUUUUCUGAUUCAAGUGCCCUAUCAAGGCACAUGAGAAUUCAUACAGGAGACAAACCAUAUGUAUGCUCUAUAUGUCAAAGAAGUUUUUCUUAUUCAAGUGCCCUCACAAGACACAUGAGAACUCAUACAGGAGACAAACCAUAUGUAUGCUCUAUAUGUCAAAGAAGUUUUGCUGAUUCAAGUGCUCUCACAAAACACAUGCGAGCUCAUACUGGAGAGAAACCAUAUACUUGCUCUAUAUGUCAAAGAAGUUUUUCUGAUUCAAGUGAUCUCACAAAACACAUGCGAGCUCAUACUGGAGAGAAACCAUAUACUUGCUCUAUAUGUCAAAGAAGUUUUUCUGAUUCAAGUGCUCUCACAAAACACAUGCGAGCUCAUACUGGAGAGAAACCAUAUACUUGCUCUAUAUGUCAGAUAAGUUUUUCUAUUCAAAGUACUUUCAAAAGACACACGAGAACUCAUACAGGAGAGAAACCAUUUACUUGUUCUAUAUGUCAAAGAAGUUUAUCAGAUUCAAGUGCUCUCACAAAGCACAUGAGAAUUCAUACAGGUGAGAAACCAUAUGUAUGCUCUAUAUGUCAAAGAAAUUUUGCUGAUUCAAGUGCUCUCACAAAACACAUGCGAACUCAUACAGGAGAGAAACCAUAUACUUGCUCUUUUUGUCAGAUAAGUUUUUCUCUUCAAAGUACUCUCAAAAAUCACAUGAGAACUCAUACGGGUGAGAAACCAUAUACUUGCUCUAUAUGUCAAAAAAGUUUUUCUCAAUCAUGUCAUCUCACAGGACACAUGAGAACUCAUACGGGAGAGAAACCAUAUACUUGCUCUAUAUGUCAAAAAAGGUUUACUCUAUUAAGUAAUUUAAAAACACACAUAAGAACUCAUAAAUGAGAGAUGCCUUCUCCUCAGGUAAUCCAGUGUGUCACCCCCUAACUUUGAGUAAUCAGGGUUAAGGACAGUUUCGAAUAACCAAUAAGAAGCCGCAGGCAGUGAGGAACUACAAUGAGAAUGACAAAUGAUUAUGAACAAAGAUGCUGGAAAGGUACUUGUUUCUGCACCAGUGGGUUGUUGUUGAUGGCGCUUGUGCAACUUCUACCACUCAGGAGGGAUCCCCACCAGACUAGCACAGUCUUGUUCCUGGGCCCCAGCAACCACCAAGACAAGGGACCAAAAGAAACCAAAGACAAUACCAAUGUGUUAAAUGGUCCCUUGAGGAGAAGAAAAUCCUCCACCUCUGCUUCACCUACUCAAGGUAUGAGGGGUGAGGCAGAUGUAAGAAUCUAGUAUUUGAGAAAAAAAUAAAGGAAGCGGAUUUACCAGUUGAAAAGGUUGCAGCCACCACAAUGAGACUUUUAACAUCAAUAGUCUCACAGAUUCCCCAAUAUCUCCCAGAAAAAGAAAUAGAAUAGAUAAAAAAAGAAGCCAAGUAAAAAGCAAAGAGUUAUUAUGAAAAAAUAGAAGCAGGUGAACAGGUAUAUAGAAAAAGUAUUUGGAACAGAGAAGAAGAAUGGGUAUUGGUAUGGGCAAUGGAGUAUGCCAAAGGAAAGUUCACAAGACAAAGAGAAAGAUGUAAUGAAUGGCAGAGCAUAUUCCAUCACCACUGCCCAAAUAAGAUUGGGAUACCAAGAGCAAAGCUGACCACCCAGAAAUUCAAUUUCCUCAUCUAAAAGCACUUCACAGAAGAGGAAAUUGAAAAGAUGGGGGAGGAAGUUCUGAACAUGGUAAAAAACAACAAAUGCCCCAUUGAGAAGCCUUUGGAACUGCCAAGGGAUAACAUUGCAGUAACUACAGAUCAAGUCCAGCAAAGAUCAGUCUGUUGAUGCCUCAGAGCUCCACAACCCCAAGGCAAACAAGUCAUGAUAGGAGAUGCCAGGAUAGACGAGUGAGGAUGACAACAACGGAACCAUUGGGCUCCCCCUACUUGAGCCCUAGCACGGGCACAGAAGUUCUAGACAGCCCUGCGAGAAGAAAUGGAACCACACUACAGCCGGGCGACCAAGUGACAUCCAAACAGAGCUUGACCCAGAACAGCGGGAACUGGAAUAGGAACUAGCCAAUAAAACUGAAGAGAGUAAAGCAAUACCAAUGGAAGACCAUCCCAAGCUGAUCAAACAAAGUAAAGAACUCAAAGCAUGAGUGAAAAGAAUCAAAAUUGUGCUUGCUAGAAUGGUCCUGGCAAGAUUGAGUCCGACCGAAGCCAAUCUUAUCAACUGUGGUGCAACAUGGUACAUACAAAGUAAGAUCAUACCAGAUUAUGAAGAAAAGAGAGGAAUCCGGCCAAAGAAAAGAAAUGUAGAGCUGUCAUGGACAAAGAAACAACAUGAUAAAAUAAACCAGUUAAGGGCAGAGAUCUCCCAAAUGACCAUGUAUAUGAGAGGCCAAAACCACCCACAAGAUCUGCUCAAGAAAAUAAGGAAAAUAAAGAAAAAAUACAGAAUAGGGGAUGAACAAAUGAGUGGAAAACUGGCAGAUUACCAAGCCAAUGUAAAGGCCCUAGCAGCACAAAUAAGAAACAAACAACAGAAGAUAAAAGCAAAAUAAAUAGAUAGGCAGUUUGGUGAAAAUCCAAAGAUUGUGUAUAGAAACAAGACGAAAGACACGGUGUAGGUACGAACACCACCGAGCAAGGAAGACCCAGAGAGAUUCUGGAAGCCACUGUUUGAAGACCCUAGUCAUCACCAAGAGAAUUCAUAAAUUUACACCAUUAAACAGAAGAACAGCCAGAAACAGCAAGUGCCUCCAAUAAGGUUUGCUAUAGAUUAAGUAACAAAGAAAAUAAAAGAAUAUGGUAAUUUCAAGACACCAGGUUUAGACAAGAUCCCAAAUUUCUGGCUAAAAAAGAUCACAGCACAACACCACACUUAUGUGCAAGCCUUCUCAAGAAUAGUAAGAGGAGAAGAAGAAUCACCAGAGUGGCUCACAACAUGAAACACCAACCUUCUCCCUAAAAGGUCUGAGACAGCUCCCUAGCAAAUAUAGGCCCAUCUGCUGUCUACCAACAACCUACAUAUGGCUCACAGGAGUCAUAGCAGACGAGAUCUAUGAACACCUAGAUAAAGGCAAAUAUAUGGAAAAAGAACAAAAGGGAUACAUAAGAAAUAAACUUGGCACUAAAGAUCUACUGCAAAUAAACAAAACAAUAUUAGAAGAUUGUAAGAAAAGACAAAGGAACCUUAAUAUGGCUUGGAUAGAUUACAAGAAGGAAUGAGGAAAUAAGAGCUUUCCUGGCAGCCCAGAUGAUUAAGUGGGAGACCACUCUUUCUAAAACACACUGAGGGCCAGAUAGCAAUUCCAGACAUAAAGAUCCAAAGAGGAAUAUUCCAGGGUGACAGCCUCUCACCACUUCUCUUCUGCUUGACCAUAGAUCUGCUUAGUAAAAUUUUGAACAUUAACACUGGCUAUGACCUAAGCAAAAGCAGAAAAGAGAAUAAAAGAGUGAACCACCACCUGCUCUUCAUGGAUGACCUGAAGUUGUAUGCAGAUUCAGAAGAAAAAUUGGAAGAUAUAGUUAGGAAAGUCCACCAAAUGCCAUGCAGAUAACAUCUGCAUGGCAUUUGGGUUGGACGAGUGUACCAAGAGUACAAUAAAGAAAGGGAAGAAAGUAACAUCAGAAGGUAUAAAGGUAGAGUCUGCAUAUAAGUACUUGGGAACGGAAGAAAACACUGGUAUAGAACACAAGAAAAUGAGAGAAAAAUAACAAAACAAUACAUCAGCUACUUAAAGAAUAAGUCAGAAUUAACGCCAAAGAAUGAGAUUACUGCCAUAAACCAGCUGGCGGUGCCAGUGGUGACCUAUGGUUUUGGCAUUGUAGACUGGCCACAGGUGAGUGAGACAGGAUGGAUAUUAAAACCAGGAAGAUUCUCGCCCUACAUAAAGUCUUACAGACACCAGUGUAUGGACAGAAUAUACCUCCUCCACAGAGAAGAUGGAUUAGGCCUGACUGAGAUCAACCAGGACUACAGAGCAGCAAUAGUAAGUAUAGGGCAGUACUUAAAAAGCUCCGAGGAUGGAAACAACAAAAGGGUUUCCCAACACCAAAAGGAAGCCCUGAGCCAACUAACAUCAAUAACAAAACAGGUGAAGAACGUCACAGGAGAUCUAGAAAACACAGAGGGUACUGAACAGACUCCAGCAACAAUGAUAGCCAGGAUGACAAGGCAGAAGUACAGUCACAGAGAGGAGAGAUUUAGAAAGGAAAGGUUGAAAAACCAGGGAUAGACAGGAGGAUUUCAAGAACUGGAAAAAGGUUACAUAGACAAAGAAGAGUCACUUAGAUGAAUAAGAAAUGGAGAUCUAGGUUAUGAUGGAGAAAGACUGAUAAUAGGAGCACAAUAUCUAGGCCUGACAAACGGCUUCAAGAAAAUGGUGGGCAUAUCAGCAAAUGACCAGUGUAGGUUUUGUUUUGCAGCGGUUGAGAGUGUGAAUCAUCUGAUAUCAGCCUGCAAGACCCUGCUUGCAGAUGGGAACUACACAGCCCACCACAACAAGAGCUGUAAAUAUAUACAUCAGAAAAUAUGUAAAGAAUACAGAAUUGAAGUGAAAGAAAAACUCUGGGAGCAUGAACCAGAUCCAGUUGCCUCCAACAAGACCAUUACCACCUUUUAUGGCAAGGAGAUUCAAACAGGAAGAUACGUAUAUAGAAGGAGGUGCUAUAAAACCUGAUAUUGUGAUCUGGAACAAGGAGGAAAAAAUGACAAAGAUUAUAGAAAUGGCAGUACCCAGGGACUUUGGCCUCAAUAGAGCUGAAAGGCAUAAAAUAACAAAAUACCAAGACCUAAAGAACGACCUGAAAAGCACAUGGGAACUGAAGGAAAUAGAAAUAAUACCUGUGGUGGUAGGGGGGCAACAGGACUUAUAGAGAAAAACCUGAGAAAAUAUCUUCUGGCAAUACCAAUUUGCCCAAAUAUAAAUGAGGUGCAGAUUACUGCCCUCAAAGGAACAGUAAACAUAUUGAAAAGAGCCCUUGGAUAUAAGGCUAGUGGAAUAUAGAGGUGCAACCAUAGACCCCAGGGUGGGGCCCAUUGCACCCCUGAUAUAAAUUGGAAAUUAAGAAAACUGUAAGCCAGAGAGAAACUAUUCACUUACUCUAUAUGUCAAAGAAAUUUUUCUCAACAAAGUCAUCUGAAAAGACAAGAAUUUGCACUAGACAGAAAAUGUAUACUUGAUCUCUGUCCAAGUAGUUUUUAUUUCAUGCUUUUAUUUAACUCAACUCUGCAUCUGACUGUCCUGAAAUCUUGUAACUCAGUUUUCAACCUGUUCCCUUCACCGAUAGACUUGAAAUUUUGCAUGGUUACUCAAGCUGAAUGCUUUGUAUUAGCUCACUAAACACAGUGGACUGUCUGUAUUGGUGUAUUUUGUUUUAGACUAACCAGUCAGAAGUGCUGAAAAAAGACUUGCUUCGUAAGUGACGAAAAUAAUGUAUUAUUCUGGUUAGAUUAAACUUCUUUUUUUUUAUUUUACUGUUUCAAUGUAUAAAGUUCAGAAAUAUUGAUAAAUAAUAAAAAGAGUUUAUAUAUGAAUGUUGUUUUCUUUCUUGUGUUUCAACCACAUAAGUUCUAUCACUUAACUUCUCAGGUAUCUUGUAAGGACCUUGAAAUUUAUGGGCGAGGGGAAAUCUCUUGACAGGUAAGAAAACUAACACUUGUUGACUAACAGAAAAACUUCUUAGCUUAGUCUUCUCAUCAUAUCCCCUUUUCAUUUUCUCUUUACUUAC